Messenger RNA from Camelina sativa (false flax), 1379 nucleotides. RefSeq names its product cardiolipin synthase (CMP-forming). Gene Ontology annotation, molecular function: cardiolipin synthase (CMP-forming) activity. Gene Ontology annotation, biological process: cardiolipin biosynthetic process. Lineage: Eukaryota; Viridiplantae; Streptophyta; Magnoliopsida; Brassicales; Brassicaceae. The record is from RefSeq and is a predicted model, not a curated record. Gene Ontology annotation, cellular component: mitochondrion; membrane.
AAUUCCAAAGUUAAAUCAAAAUUAAAAAUUAGAAUUAAUGAGGAAGACGAAGGCGAAGCUUUGUUGUUGAUCAAUGGCGUUUUACAGAUCCUUCAGAAAGCUAGUUGAAAUCAAUCACCGGAAAACAAGACCGUUCUUCACCGCCGCAACCGCUUCAUCACCUUCCGGCGGAACCGUCUCUCUGAUCCCACCGCAGUUUUCGCCGUUGUUCCCACACUUCUCACACCGAUUGUCUCCGAUUUCGAAAUGGUUCGUUCCUCUUCAUGGACCUCUCUUCUUGUCUUCUCCUCCUUGGAAACUGCUUCAGUCUGCCACACCUCUGCAUUGGCGCGGAAACGGCGCUGUUUUGAAGAAGGUCGAAGCUCUGAAUCUUGGAUUGGAUCGAAUUAGAAGAAGAACUAGGUUUCCGAGACAUUUAGGGUUACAGACUGUGGUGCCAACGGUGGAUCGUGACGACUCGAAGGAGGAGAAUGGUGGGGUAAUCACGAGUUUUGUUAAUGUGCCGAAUUUGAUAUCUAUGGCGAGAUUAGUAUCUGGUCCUGCGCUUUGGUGGAUGAUCUCGAAUGAGAUGUAUUCUCCUGCUUUCGUAGGUUUAGCUGUUUCUGGAGCUAGUGAUUGGUUAGAUGGUUACAUGGCUAGGAGGAUGAAGAUUAAUUCUGUGGUUGGCUCGUACCUUGAUCCUCUUGCAGACAAGGUUCUUAUUGGGUGUGUCGCAGUAGCAAUGGUGCAGAAGGAUCUCUUACAUCCUGGACUGGUAGGAAUUGUGUUGUUACGGGAUGUUGCACUCGUCGGUGGUGCAGUUUACCUAAGGGCACUAAACUUGGACUGGAAGUGGAAGAGUUGGAGUGAUUUCUUCAACCUCGAUGGUUCAAGCGCUCAGAAAGUAGAACCAUUGUUUAUAAGCAAGGUGAAUACAGUUUUCCAGUUGGCUCUAGUCGCUGGUGCACUACUUCAACCCGAGUUUGGGAAUCCAGAUACCCAGACAUGGAUCACUUAUCUAAGCUGGUUAGUUGCUUCAACAACUAUGACUUCAACUGCAGCUUAUGGUGUACAAUACUGGAAGAAGAGACCUAUCUCGAUGAUUAAGAGAUCAUAGUUUCCAACGGUUUAUAAACUCACAUGCCGGCUACAUACAGAAAGAAGCUUGAACAUGUCUUGUUGUUUUCCGGAGUACGCAGCUCUCGCUGUUUUCUCUGCUAACUUCAAUAUAGAAAAAGAGAGUAGUUGUUUACAAAGAAGCCUGUGAACUAUCAAAAAACUAUGUCCUGACUUUUGUCUUGUACAAAAGAAAGAGGGGUUCGGUUUGUUUUCUAUCCGAGCUACUGGUAAAGUUUUUUCUGAAAAUGGGUGAUCUAAGAAAGUUGAACUUUGUAAAUAAA